AUGCAGUUGUUAACCCGUUGGCUGCCACUGUUGGCGGGAGCAGCCAUUCCUCUGGCGCUGGCUGCAAAAGAUACCUCUACUACUAGCAGCAGCACCACAACGACGACAGAUGCUCUCUUCACGAUCACAGGAACAAUCACAGAUCAUAUCAGCGAUGCAACUUUGCCUACCGGCACUUAUAUCUCCUAUACUUCCACUCUCACUCUUCCCACCGACAGCAAUGGCAAAGUCAGGUCCUCGAUGGUGACUGGGUCCGAGUCCGCUGUGGCUAACGCUACCACUUCCGGUAAUUCGACGAUUCAUACCACUUCCAUAGAUACAAUGACGAGACUGGUCGGCAAUAGCACGGCGAAUGCCACCAUGACUGCGUCGGCGUCGGCUUCGGCAUCUCCCGUUGUCAACACUCAACCUUGCAAUGGCUAUCCCGAAUUUUGUGCUCGCAAGUACUCAAACAUCACCAUGGUGGCUGCUCACAACAGUCCCUUUGUCAAACCGGGCAAUGCUGCUGCGAACCAAGCGUUGGAGGUGGUCAGUCAGUUGAACGACGGUAUCCGGAUGCUGCAAUUUCAGACUCACUAUGAGAACAACACCAUGUACCUCUGUCAUACGAGCUGUGAUCUACUCGACGUGGGCACCCUGACCGACUACUUCACCACGGUCACCCAAUGGAUGAAACAGCACCCCUACGACGUGGUCACCAUUCUUAUUGGGAAUUACGACUAUGUCGCACCCGGAAAUUUCUCCAAGCCGAUCGAGGACUCGGGCCUGUCCGAUCUGGUCUAUACCCCUCCGAAGAUUCCCAUGGCCCUGGACGACUGGCCAACCUUGUCGGCCAUGAUCCUGUCUGGCAAAAGAGCUGUCGUGUUUAUGGACUACCAAGCCAACCAAACUGCUCUUCCGUGGCUGAUGGACGAAUUUUCCCAAAUGUGGGAGACGCCGUUCUCGCCAACCGACCCAGCUUUCCCUUGCACCAUUCAACGUCCCCCUGGUCUCUCAGAUGAGGAUGCUCAUAAGCGCCUGUACAUGGCCAACCACAAUUUGAACGUCGAGAUCAACAUUGCCAACAUCGAUCUGCUCAUCCCCAACACCGCGCAAUUGAACCAGACGAAUGCCGUAUCUGGGCCUGGUAGUCUCGGACGAAUGGCUGAGAACUGCUCUACCAUGUGGAAUCGUCCCCCCAACUUCCUCCUUGUCGACUACUACAAUUACGGCAAUUUCAAUGGCUCUGUUUUUGAAGUAGCAGCGCAGAUGAACAACGUUACCUAUAACGGCAACUGCUGUGGAUCCACUUCUGCUGCUCCUAGUCUGAUGCCGGCAGGAAGCUUGCUGAGCGCGCUGUUCGUUGUUGCAGGUGUUCAAUUGUUCACCUCGAUCUUCUAG
Molecule: messenger RNA, 1380 nt
Organism: Aspergillus thermomutatus
Lineage: Eukaryota; Fungi; Ascomycota; Eurotiomycetes; Eurotiales; Aspergillaceae
Product: PI-PLC domain-containing protein
Exons: 3
Coding region: 1-1380 (459 amino acids)
Biological process (GO): lipid metabolic process
Molecular function (GO): phosphoric diester hydrolase activity
Source: RefSeq, a predicted model, not a curated record